Molecule: messenger RNA, 714 nt
Organism: Aureobasidium subglaciale EXF-2481
Lineage: Eukaryota; Fungi; Ascomycota; Dothideomycetes; Dothideales; Saccotheciaceae
Exons: 2
Coding region: 1-714 (237 amino acids)
Cellular component (GO): Golgi membrane
Source: RefSeq, a predicted model, not a curated record
AUGCCUCGAUUCUUCAAACGCUUGUUCAAGUUCCCGCAGAUGGACUUCGAGAUGGCUGUCUGGGAGAUGACCAGCCUGAUUAUUGCGCCCAAGAAGGUCUUUCGCCAAGUCUACUAUCACAAACAAACUCGCAACACGUGGCACAGAGCGGAUCCGUCCUUCACAUACCUGCUGUCCUUCUUCCUUCUCCUGACUGCUCUAUCCUGGGGUCUGGCCUACGCAGAUGGUUUCGCCAAAACAUUACGCAUAACGCUGGUCUUCAUCUUCGGCCACUUCCUCCUUUCCUCGCUACUCGUCUCCACCGUCGCCUACUUCUUCGUGGGAAAGCUGCUGGCUGGCUUGUUUGGCCCACCAGGGAAUGAUGUAAUUGAACAGCUGGAGUUUGGAUACUGCUUCGACGUGUCAAUACGCGCCUUCUUCCCCGUCUGGGUCUGGCUGUACGUCGUGCAGUUCCUACUCAUGCCCGUCAUCUCUCGCGACUACUGGGUUUCGCUCUUCUUCGGCAACCUCUUGUACCUCGUGGCCUUUGGCUACUACUUUGUCGUCACAUUCCUCGGCUACAAUGCUCUACCAUUCUUGCAUCAUACACAACUGCUCUUGACGCCUGUCGUCGGAUUUGCCAUCUUCUGGGUAGUCAGCUUGUUUGGCCUAAACUUGCCAAAACAUUUCGCUCCAGUCUUAUGGGCGGGUGCUGAUCUGCGCAAGUCUGUAUGA